AUGGCCUCCCCGCCGCCGCCCGCCACCACCUACGCGCCGCCCGAAGUGCCCGCGGGGGUCGCGCUGUUCCUCACCAUCCCCUUCGCCUUCUUCCUGCCGGAGCUGGUAUUUGGGUGCUGGGUCUGGAUCCUGGUAGCCGCCACCCACGUCGGGCAACCUCUGCUGCAAGGAUGGGUGAUAUACGUCUCACUCACCUCCUUCCUCAUCUCGCUGGUGUUCCUGCUGUCUUACUUGUUUGGGUUUUACAAAAAAUUUAGCUCCUGGAGAGUCCUGGACAGCCUGUACCACGGGACCACUGGCAUCCUAUACAUGAGCGCCGCUGUCUUACAAGCACACGCCACCAUCGUGUCUGAGUUCAACUUCACCACCCAGUACUACAUCAAUGCCUCCGCUUCGUUCUUUGCCUUUAUCACCACCCUGCUCUACAUCCUCCAUGCCUUCAGCAUCUACUAUCACUGAUGAGCCAGGGAGCCAGGCCAGACGGGGACGCCGUGCUCUUAGAAACCUGGAAGAUUGAGACCCGAAAGUCACUGCCAAUCUUUCCCAUCUGGAUGUAAUCAGAAGACCAACUGUGACGUCCGUGGGAUCAGUAGGCCGUGUUUCCGACUGCGUGAUCAAACUAUACCUUGGCAAAAUUUGUUCGGAUAUUUUCAUUCAUUCUGUUGAACAAGAAGGGGUUAUGAUUUUCUCUUUGCCUGGGAGAGUAACUGCCUCGUGAAACGCUCUCACCGUGAACCUAACUCUAGAAAGCUAAACUCCCAAGACCUCACCGUUGAGAAUCCACUCAGCUCCUUCGCUGUCCCACCUGUUUGGGGAUGAUGUGUCAGCAACGGGGUUCCCUAAGUGUAGGGGAACAUUAAGUCACCACUGUCCUCCGGUUCACAGCCCGUGUUCCUGCUCCAGAGUUGGGUAUUCCGAUGUAGAGUAGUGGUUCAACUGGCUUUCCCGACACCCCCACAAGACCACCAGGGAAGCUCCAGGGACAGGCCGCACUGCCCACUGCUAUUCAUUUCCCCUUCCCUUUCCCGCCAGCCUCGGGACUCAGGGACUAUCUGCUUACAAUCAGCUUUGGGGGUAGUCUUGUGGUGAAGAUAAAAGAUCGACUAUACAAAUUGCUUAGCAAGUAGGGUCUGGGGAGUCCCAGGCUCAUGUAACCAGUUAUUGGAAGUUCCAGUCCACCCAGAACUGCCUAGUGAUCCCCUGAAAAAAACAAACAGCUAUUGAAAACCCCAAGGAGCACAGUUAACUACUGCACUGUGAGUUCUUUGAAAGAGAGAACUGGUUGGUAAGGCCAGGGCCAGGGGGAGCGACGAGAGAGGAAAAGUGGGAGUCUUCCUAAGUCAAGCUGCUCAGAAAACUGCCCAGCUCCAAUACCCCUGAGCUCGAAGACCCAGCCCCAAGGAAACCUCCUUGUCCUUCAGUAAAGACCCUCGGUGAUGGCUACGGGGACAUUAGGCCCAAGGAUUCUGGUGGCACAACCACGCAGGGGGCAACAUCCAUGGGACUCAUCUCAGCAGGAAGGGACACGAUGGCUGUGCCAUAAGAACGGUGCUCUUCUCUGCGACCCGAGCUCUCCUUGCCCCCAACAGCUUGGCUGUCGCCACGGUGCUUGAUGUCAAACGAAUUGCCCCCACCCCCACCCCCACCGCCCAAAGGAAGCUAUGCUUUUCAGAGUUCCAGCCAGGAUCGCACGUCAGCUGGCCCUCCACCACAGAGCGACUUGCAACUUGCGUUUCUUGUGGCCUCUCCGCUCCAUCUCCCGACCCAGGUGGAGCAGGCACAGCUCUGGGGUGCCUAUAUCUGCUGUCAUUUUGAAACGAAAUCCAUUAUGAGAAAGGGACUCAACUUGAACGACUCUAGGGCUUACAGCCCUGUAAGGGCUGACUGCUCCUGGGGCAAGGGGAGGGGCCCGCGUGUCAUCCAAGAGAAAACGCUGCCUUCACGGCUGUUUACUGCUUGCUUUCUAAUCACCCUGAUGUCUUGAAAACCCACCAGUCACCUAUCAUUCUCCUGCCCGGCAGCUGUUGGAUGGUGACCGCUCAAUAGUUACUGAGCUGUCCAUCCAAAUAAACAUUAUUUGUACAGUA
This is a messenger RNA of Echinops telfairi (small Madagascar hedgehog), 2087 nucleotides long. RefSeq names its product mal, T cell differentiation protein like (gene MALL). The record is from RefSeq and is a predicted model, not a curated record. The transcript is spliced from 4 exons. The coding region runs from base 1 to 459 and encodes 152 amino acids. Gene Ontology annotation, cellular component: membrane. Gene Ontology annotation, biological process: myelination. NCBI's taxonomy places the organism in Eukaryota, Metazoa, Chordata, Mammalia, Afrosoricida, Tenrecidae. Gene Ontology annotation, molecular function: structural constituent of myelin sheath.